UCGGCCUCAGGCUCAGGGUUGCAUGAACGCGUGAAAACUCCAGAUUCAAAUCUCUAGUCGACUAAAGUUUGGAGCUUCCUCAAAUUUAUUACUAGAUUUGUUUCUUUCUCGAAACUACGAAAAGGAAAGCACAGAGCAAUAAAUAAAGGAUGGAAACUGAAAAGGAGCCACAGAAUUCAAAUGUAGAAGGUUACCGCUUUCAUAGUGGGUCAUACACAUACAAACGGCUGUACAGAAUAUCAGUGAGAAAGAAAAGCCUACACCUCUCCUUAGUUGCCUGCAGCCCCUGUAGGAUCUCCUUUUCUUGAAGAUCACAUUUCUUCUUCUUAGUGUUUAUUUUUAGUGUUCAGAUCAUUUUUAUAGCGUCAAACUUCUCGGCAUCUCCAAUUUUUGCCUUGACAAAGAGAUAUUUAGGAUAAUUUUUUGUGGGGUUUGGGGUUUGAAGACCAUUUGCCUUCGAUGGCUGGCUUUGUGGGUGUUUUAGUUUCAGAUCCAUGGCUUCAAAACCAGUUCACUCAAGUGGAGCUGAGGAGCUUAAGGUCUCAUUUUGAUUCUAUAAGGAGAGAAUGUGGGAAAGUGAAAGUUGGGGACCUGCCGUCAAGGAUGUCGAACAUCAAAGUGGUGGGGGAGUUUUUGACAGAAGAGGAGAGAGCCUCCUUCUUGGGAAACAAAUAUAAGAACAUGGAUGAAGAAGUAAACUUUGAAACUUUUCUUAGGGUUCAUUUGAGUUUACAAGAGCAUAUAGAUGCUCAAAUUGGAAGCAUCAAUAAUUCAUCAGCGUUCCUGAAGGCUGCUACAACCACCUUGUUGCACACCAUCAGCGAAUCAGAGAAGGCUUCUUAUGUUUCUCACAUCAAUGCCUACCUUGCAGAAGACCAAUUUUUGAAAAAAUAUCUUCCUAUCGAUCCUUUGACUAACGACCUCUUUAAAAUUGUAAAAGAUGGCGUAUUGCUCUGUAAGCUUAUUAAUGUGGCUGUUCCUGGUACUAUUGAUGAUCGGACAAUCAAUACAAAGGGCGCACUUAAUCCAUGGGAGAGGAACGAGAAUCACACACUUUGCCUCAACUCUGCCAAAGCCAUCGGAUGUACAGUUGUGAAUAUUGGUACUGAAGACUUAAUAGAAGGGCGUCCACAUCUCGUACUCGGAUUGAUAUUUCAAAUUAUCAAGAUACAACUGCUGGCAGACCUGAACUUGAGGAAGACACCUCAGUUGGUGCAGUUGGUGGAUGACAGCAAGGAUGUCGAGGAGCUUAUGAAUCAACCACCUGAAAAGAUUUUACUGAGAUGGAUGAAUUUUCAUUUGAAGAAAGCUGGAUAUAGAAAAACAAUAUCUAACUUCUCUUCAGAUGUGAAGGAUGGAGAGGCUUAUGCUGUUCUACUGAAUGUGCUUGCACCCGAACACAGUAAAAGGACAGUUCUUGAUGUAAAGGAACCCACUGAAAGGGCGAAACUAAUCCUUGAACAUGCAGAUAGAAUUGGUUGCAAGAGAUAUUUGACACCUAAAGAUAUAGUAGAUGGCUCACCAAAUCUAAAUCUUGCUUUUGUGGCGCACAUUUUUCAACAUAGGAAUGGCCUGCCAUCUCACUCAAAGCAUCUCCCUGCCGUCAAUGAAUUUGUUCUGGAAGAGACACUAGUCUCCAGGGAGGAGAAAUCAUUUCGAAUGUGGAUCAAUAGUCUUGGAAACUCUAUCUACAUUAACAAUAUCUUUGAAGAUGUUAGAAAUGGGUGGGUCCUUUUAGAGGUUCUCGACAAGCUGUCACCUGGAAUAGUUAACUGGAAACAUGCAACAAGGCCUCCAGUUAAGACAUUGUUCAGAAAAGUGGAGAACUGUAAUCAAGUUGUGAUGAUUGGAAAACAAUUGAAGUUUUCUCUUGUUAAUGUUUCUGGACAUGACAUUGUACAAGGAAAUAAGAAACUUAUUCUUGCUUUUCUGUGGCAACUGAUGCGCUACAAUAUUCUCCAUCUACUAAAGAAUCUACCACGUCACUCCAGUGGCAGGGAGAUAACUGAUUCAGAUAUCUUGAGGUGGGCAAAUGCUAAAGUUAAGAGCUCAGCGAGAAAUUCUAGAAUGGAAUGUUUUAAGGACAAAACUCUUGCAAAUGGAAUAUUUUUCCUUCAGCUUCUUAGUUCAGUGGAGUCCCAUGCGGUGAACUGGAAACUGGUCACAAAAGGGGAAAAUGAUGAAGAGAAAAGGAUGAACGCUACCUACAUCAUUAGUGUUGCAAGAAAACUUGGGUGCUCUAUUUUCCUGUUGCCAGAAGACAUCAUGGAGGUUAACCAGAAGAUGAUGCUCACUCUAACAGCUAGCAUCAUGCAUUGGAGCCUAAAACAACAGCCUUUGGAAGAAACAUCUUCUGCAGCUUCUGAUAGUGAAAAUGAUAGCUCUGUGGAAACUUUGUCAACUUCGGCUACUGAUGAUAGUGCCUCCGAGACUUAGGAUAAUGUUAAAAUGCAACCUGACUUGUUACAAGAAAAUGAAAUAUAAGAUUGGAUGAUA
Messenger RNA from Nymphaea colorata (pocket water lily), 2496 nucleotides. Its product is annotated as fimbrin-2-like. The record is from RefSeq and is a predicted model, not a curated record. Gene Ontology annotation, cellular component: cytoplasm; actin filament bundle; actin filament. The transcript is spliced from 14 exons. The coding region runs from base 460 to 2436 and encodes 658 amino acids. Gene Ontology annotation, molecular function: actin filament binding. NCBI's taxonomy places the organism in Eukaryota, Viridiplantae, Streptophyta, Magnoliopsida, Nymphaeales, Nymphaeaceae. Gene Ontology annotation, biological process: actin filament bundle assembly; actin filament network formation.